AAUAGAUUUCAGAUAAACAUUUAAGGCCAUGCAUGUCAACACUAAGAAUUUAAUAAAUUAGCAUUAAAAAUGGUUAUGUUACAAGUAUUAAUACCGUUUGUUCUUCUAUUCAUCUGUGUCUACCUAAUAGGCAAGUAUAACGAGGUGUACUGGCGGCGGCGUGGUGUUCCUCUAUACAAGCGACAUAAAGUGACUGGCAUCUAUUGGGACUUUGUUUUUGGUGGGCGAGCCGUAUUUGAAUCACUAUGUGACGUAUAUCGCAGCUACCCCACAGCACCCGUGGUAGGAGUAGGAUGCCUACUCACACCAUCGCUGCAAGUACGUGGGGACCGAUGUGUGCGACAUGUCUUAGCUCGAGACUCUGCAGCCUUCGCUCAUCGAGGCGUCCAACCCAACCGGGGCGACCUACUUGCAGACAACGUGCUCUUCAUGCAUGGCGUGCGAUGGAAACUUAUGCGUCAAGCCCUUACACCACUAUUCACCGCCUCUAAAUUGCGCAGCAUGUAUUACAUUAUGGACCGCAGUGCCCGUGACUUCGCUGAUCACUUGGAGCAUCACCCGGAAUUAUGGACCAAAGGUGCCUACGAUACGCUUUCCACCUUUUGCAGUGCUGCCAUCGGUGCUGCCGUGUUUGGUAUUACACCUGAGUCGAUAUUUGACUCUCCAUUUCUCAACAUGGCUCAAAAAGCGUUUAAACCGACAUUCUGGAGUGAUACCAACUUGAUCCUUUCGAAUCUGAGCUUGGAGCUAUCACAGUUUCUUGGUAUCAAACUCUUCAAAGAGCAUGAGCCUCUAUUUAUUAAUGCAAUCCGGAAGGUGUUAGAGCAACGACGGCAGGAGAGUGGAGGGACAGCCAAACAUGACUUCGCGGAGCUAUGCGUGGCGCUUCAGCGAGCAGGCCGAAUUCGUGAUCCUCAACUACCAUUGGAGCUUGACCCAACCGAUGAGUUAUUAGCGGCACAGGCCUUCUUCUUUUUUAUCGCUGGCGUUGAACCAACUGCGUCCGCGCUGUUUGCGACUCUCUAUGAGUUAGGCCGUCAUCCUGAGCAUCAGAAGCGGCUUCAUCAUGAGAUAGAUGAUGUAUUCGCGGCAAAUAGCGGAGAGCUAAGCGCAGAUGCAGUAUCGGGGAUGGAGUUCCUGGAUAGCGUGGUCUGCGAAGCAUUGCGGCUUCAUCCUCCUGUAGGAUACCUCAAGAGGUUGUGUAUACGCGAUAGCGUACUUCCGACUGAUGAUGCGGGUGGCGUGCACGUUAAGUGUAAUACGCGGGUGUACGUCCCGGUGUAUGAGGCUCAUCAUGAUGCAAAUAUAUGGGAAAAUCCCGAUCAGUUUCAACCAAAACGCUUUUCAGCGGAAAAAAAGCGUCUUGUAUCAGAAUGGACAUAUCUACCGUUUGGACGUGGUGCCCGAGAGUGUAUAGGUCGUCGUUACGCAGCAUUGCAAGUAAAGGCAGGAUUAGUUCAUGUGCUACAGCGCUUCGGCGUGUUAUCACGAACGCUUCCAUGUCAUCCCUACUCGCGACAACAAUUGCAGGUGCGCCUUGAUAACGUUCAUCUGGAGUUCCACCCCAGAAAAAAAUCCUGAUUUCAUUUUCUUUAGAUAGCAAUAUUUGUGUUAGGUUUACAAACAAGAAACAUUUUGAAUAAAAAAAAGUUAUAGAUGUAA
Molecule: messenger RNA, 1662 nt
Organism: Pieris rapae (cabbage white)
Lineage: Eukaryota; Metazoa; Arthropoda; Insecta; Lepidoptera; Pieridae
Product: cytochrome P450 6k1-like
Exons: 1
Coding region: 70-1581 (503 amino acids)
Molecular function (GO): monooxygenase activity; oxidoreductase activity, acting on paired donors, with incorporation or reduction of molecular oxygen; heme binding
Source: RefSeq, a predicted model, not a curated record